This is a messenger RNA of Drosophila rhopaloa, 605 nucleotides long. RefSeq lists its product as uncharacterized. Lineage: Eukaryota; Metazoa; Arthropoda; Insecta; Diptera; Drosophilidae. The transcript has a single exon. Bases 51 to 500 code for a protein of 149 amino acids. The record is from RefSeq and is a predicted model, not a curated record.
GUCAGUGCUGCACAGAAUUUUAAAUUAGUAUCAAAUUCAAUUGGAGUCAAAUGAUGAUAAUACAAACGGAAUUUAUAAAAAUCGACGAUGCCCUGGAAAUCUGCUACUCGAUGGAGGACGACCUGCACGAGUGUCUGGGUCUGGUGAAGACCAUGAACCGGAAGUACAAUGCUCCCGGGCGCUAUACCAUUUCCAUGGACCCCUUCGCCGAGGACUAUCCUCUGUACAGCCCCGAGUCCACGGAGCAGGAUGCGUCGUCCCUGCAAAACGCGGACUCGGAACUGGAGAUGCUGAGCCAACUCUACGGGGCCAGAAGUGCCCAGGAGCUGGACGAGUCCUACGUGGACGUGCGGUAUAAGUUCAUCAAGCUGAAGCGCGACCUGGAGGGCACAGUGACCCAUUGCCAGAGGAUCACCGACUGUGCGGAUCGCCAGGAAAGGGUCUCCCAUCGCAUGCUGAAGAGCUCCGGUGGCAGCAAGAAGAGGCUGUGCAAACACUAGGGAUGCCAAGUCCUGCCAACUAUUCCAUCAAAGUCGGGGAGCGUGUGCAAAUUGCAAAUUGUGUCGACACUUGGCAGCUUUUAUUAAAAAUUACUGUCACCAUUA